Hyaena hyaena (striped hyena) is the source of this 4998-nucleotide messenger RNA. It is a transcript of the gene BAHD1, whose product is annotated as bromo adjacent homology domain containing 1. Lineage: Eukaryota; Metazoa; Chordata; Mammalia; Carnivora; Hyaenidae. The record is from RefSeq and is a predicted model, not a curated record. The coding region runs from base 585 to 2909 and encodes 774 amino acids. The transcript has 8 exons. Gene Ontology annotation, molecular function: chromatin binding.
GGUGAGGGGAGAGCUGUGGCCAAAGCUUGAGAACCCCUUCCUGUCCAAGGGCAGCUUCCACUUGCAGAAGUGAUCUGGACUUGACACACUGGUUUUUCCUUUGACGGUACCCACAGCCCACAUUCCUCUAGGCCUCUGACCCUCCCUUGCACAUGACACUUUGGGUGGGCUCUGCCUAUCAGAGUGGAAGGCGGUGCACGAUGCUGCCGCAGCUUGUGGGCAAAAGUCAAAUCUUCCUUCCCUUUUUACUUCUGGAGAGAUGACUUCUAGUCCUGAGCAGACAUGGGGUACGGGAUAUGGACACUCCAGCUCAGUUUUGUGACCCAAGGUGCCUGGGGCUGUGAUGGCCUGUUUGCUGUCUUUAGAGUAGACUUGUGAUUUUAGACUCAACCUGUGGUUUGCUGGAUCUUUGGUAGGGAGGACACCGGGCACCCACUGUCCUUGGCAGCUAGCUGUUGGCUGAUCAGGCUGGGGACAAUCAGACUGGUUUUCUUCAGUGCGAGCAAGCUUGACAGUCCAGACUGGAGUGCAGUGAGGCAGGCCGCAGAGACCCCAGCCUCUCCCCUGACGAUUGAAAGUACCCCAUGACACACACGCGGAGGAAGUCCCUUCCCAUGCUGAGUUCAGGCCCCACUGGCCGUCGGGAGCCCCUGCAGAUGGAAGGCAGCAAUAUGGAGCAGGGGGUGGAGAGUGUGGAAGCAGGCAUGCCUGAGAGCCCAGGGCACCUCACAGGGCGCCGCAAGAACUACCCGCUACGUAAGCGCCCAUUAGUUCCUGAGAAGCCCAAGGCCUGCAAAGUGCUGCUGACCCGCCUGGAGAAUGUGGCUGGUCCACGGAGUGCAGAUGAGGCCGAUGAGCUGCCCCCUGACCUGCCCAAGCCCCCCAGCCCAGCCCCAUCCAGUGAGGACACUGGGCUUGCCCAGCCCCGCAAGAGGCGCCUGGCCUCCCUCAAUGCAGAGGCCCUCAAUAAUCUGCUGCUGGAGCGGGAGGACGCCAGCAGCUUGGCCGGCACUCGUCGCAGUCGAGGGGGCGACCCUCACCGCAGUCGGGACCGUGACCGGGCUGGUGGGGGCUGGUCCUCCUCCAAGAAGCGGCCCCGGCUAGAGGACCUCGGAGGAGGAGGUCGGGACCUGUCCCCAGAGCCAGCACCUGAGGAGGGUGCCCGUCGAGAUGGUGACCCAGCUCCCAAGAGACUGGCCAGCCUGAAUGCAGCUGCCUUCCUGAAGCUGAGCCAGGAGCGGGAGCUGCCCUUGAGGCCACCUCGUGCCCACCCAGAAGCAGAUGGGCGCCCCUCAGAGCCACCAGUGCUGAGGGCUCCAAGGCCAAAGUGGGCUAAGGUCAAUGGCAAGAACUAUCCCAAGGCCCGGCAGGGGCUUGGGUCUGGGGAGGCUGUAGCUCCACCCGGCUGGCAAAAGCGCCCCGAGGAGCCGUGGCCAUCUGCCACCCCUCGUGGGCCAGGCAGCCAGCCACCUUACCAGCCCCUGAGCAAGGCUCUGGAGAGCCCCUCGGGGCUACGCCCCCACCUGCCCCUCCUGAUGGGUGGGCAGGCAGCCUUGAAGCCAGAGCCUGGGCGCCCAGGCGAGGAGUCACCUGCCCCCAAGCAGGAACUGCACCAGCCUUCUUUCCCUGCACCCCAGCUGUCCCCCCUGCCGAUGCCUGGCAACCCUGCCCACUACAGUGGCCUUUGUGGUCGGCCUGAGCUCCCUGCACUAGGCAGCUUCUACCUAUACUGCGGCCAAGACGGGCUGCAAUGUGGAGGCUACUCCCCCUGCCCCAUGCUUCCUGAGGGCAAGUUGUCCCCUAACGAGGGGCUCCUCUUGGCACCGAGCUCAGUGCCUGCGGGCACCCCUUUCCAACACCCCCCCUGGGGCUCUCGCUACUGCUUUAGUGAGGACCCUGGAGUGAAUGGCUAUAGCAUCUGUGAAAUGCUUCCCCCGACUCUUACCCACAUCGGCACUACCUGUGGCGGCUGCCCCUACAAAAUGCCUUUUGCAGCAGAAGGCUGCAGGUCCCUAGGCCAGUUGGAAUUUCCGCUCCCGGAAGCCGGCCACCCUGCCUCACCUGCCCACCCCCUCCUGGGAUGCCCUGUGCCCAGUGUGCCACCUGCAGCUGAGCCCGUCCCCCAUCUUCAGACGCCCACCUCAGAGCCACAGACGGUAGCCCGUGCGUGCCCGCAGAGCGCCAAGCCGCCGAGCGGCUCCAAGUCUGGUCUGCGCACGGGCUCCAGCUGUAGGCACACCGCAAGAAGCAAGGCCACCUGCAGACCCAGCCACCCCAAGCAGCCGCGCGUCCAGCGCCCGCGCCCGCGCCGCCGCCGCCGCCGCCGCACUAACGGCUGGGUGCCCGUCGGGGCUGCCUGUGAGAAAGCUGUCUAUGUCCUGGAUGAACCAGAACCAGCCAUCCGAAAGAGUUACCAGGCAGUGGAGCGGCACGGAGAGACCAUCCGGGUCCGGGACACUGUCCUCCUCAAGUCAGGCCCCCGAAAGACAUCCACACCUUAUGUGGCCAAGAUCUCUGCCCUCUGGGAGAACCCUGAAUCAGGAGAGCUGAUGAUGAGCCUCUUGUGGUAUUACAGACCCGAGCACUUACAGGGAGGCCGCAGUCCCAGCAUGCACGAGCCUUUGCAGAAUGAAGUCUUUGCAUCGAGACAUCAGGACCAGAACAGUGUGGCCUGCAUCGAGGAGAAGUGCUACGUGCUGACCUUUGCUGAGUACUGCAGAUUCUGUGCCAUGGCCAAGCGCCGAGGCGAGGGCCUCCCCAGCCGAAAGACAGCACUGGUGCCCCCCUCUGCAGACUACUCCACCCCGCCACACCGCACAGUGCCCGAGGACACGGACCCUGAGCUGGUGUUUCUUUGCCGCCAUGUCUAUGACUUCCGCCAUGGCCGCAUCCUCAAGAACCCUCAGUAGCCUCCUCAGGCCCACACUGAGGCUGCCCACGGGCAAGUGGGGUUUGGGGCAGGGGGUACUGCUUGAAGCACAGCACUUGGUUAAGGGGCCACAGGGGCCUGAGGUUGAUGGCCUGUGGUUCUCUUGGGGGGAGGGGGGGGGAAGGCAGGGAACCCUGUGGGUACUGGGCCCUUGGGGGGGAAGGGGAGGCCAGGGUAUAGAGAAAGCAUCACAGCCCUCAGCUUGGCCCAGGGCACCUCUCUAUGGUUGCCUGGGUGGAGACUUGAAGAAACAGUCUUCCCUAAGGCUGGGCCAAGCCUGAGGGGCAUGGGGCCCUGGGGCGGAGGGGAGAGUCUUUUCAGGAACAAGGCCCAAUAGGCUCUUCUUUAGCAUCCCCUGGGCCCCUCAAGGGGGAGUGGGAGCCAGCUUUACCUCACCCACUGUGACCCGCUGCUUCCCCAUCAGCCUGGGACCAGGCUCUCCCAGAUUUUAGCACAGCUCCCAAGUUCCUUCCUUUGAGGCAUAGAGAGCCAGAGUCUGGCUUCCAGAACAUGGACUUUCUUUUUGUAGACUCGGGGCCUUUCCCUGGCUUCCUCCUUUGCCCCUGCAGUAGCCCCUGGUGCUGGGACAAGUACCCAGUGCACAUAGUCAUGGGUGUGGCCCACUUGUGGGAGUCAGCUUCCUGUCUGCCUCCUGGUGAGGGGCACCCAGCAGGUCUGGCUUCCCAGAACCUAACUGGUCAACAUGAAGUUUGUCAUGUCUGGGAGGGCAGAAGGGAGCUGGGAGGGGGUGGGGGGCAGGGGGCAAGGAAAAUUGCUACCUGAUUUAUUGAAGAUUUUUCCUCUUGCCUUACACUUGGAGGUUCUAGGAAACCUCUUGCAGAACUUCAUACAUGACUCUUCAAGCCACACCCACCUGAAAUCAAACCAAAGGAGUGCUGUGGCUCCCCUUGCCCGCCACCCCUUACCCUAGUCUUUUGUAGAUUGCACUAAUUUACAUCCCUGCGAGAAUCAACACUGUAUCAGUCCACAGACCUGCUGAGCUGCAGCCACUCACUCUAGGAGCUAAGGACUUGCAUUUUCAGUUUGUUCCUGCCCAGGGGCCCUGUUCUCACCUCAUGCUGCUCCCCAGAGUAGAUUAGGAGGCUGAGCCCCCUCUCGUCUCUAGCCCUCUAGCCCCCUCAGUCCUCGUCCAGACUAGGCCCUGGCCCUGGGGCUCUCUGUGAGGGGGCCCUGGGGCUCUCUGUGGGGGUGGAAGCAGCCUGUUUCUUUCCUAUUUGUACCAAAGAGGAGCAUGGUGGGGAAGCGGGGAGGAGCACAGUGUGACUUGCGCCCUGCUUGUGAGCACUUAGGGCAUACCCCCCGGGGGUAGGAGCCAAGGAGGACAGCACUCCCUCUUCUCCCCUAGGAAGCGGCAGGCACAGACCUGGCAUCUAAGGAGGUGGCACUGGUGAGGAUAGUCAGGCUGGGUCUGGAGAGGGAAGUGGAAGCACAUCCCGCAGGCACUCCUAGCCUUGUGUGUAGGCUGCUCCUGUUUGGUCACUGGGUUUAGGGGAGGCCUGGAGGCUUCAGAGGUGAAUUUGCAUACAGAGAGCCCAAUCUCAAACCCGAAGGGAAAGGGCUAGGGUGCCCUUGUACUGAAUAAGCUGUUUGGAGGAAGGUGUGGGGCAGUAAAAGAGGUUGGCAGAGUAGCCGUGGUGCCCCUGGAGAGCCAGGCUUGGAGUCUGCUCAUUCCCAGGGUGCUUGGCCCUUCAGAGGAAGAGCUCAGCUUCACCCAGCAGGAAAGAAGGUCAAGGCCGCUCCGCCCAGAAGGCAGGGUCUGCUGCCCAGAACUUAAAUGCUUUUGAAAUCUCUUAGAUGUCGAAAUAUUUUUUCGAACCUGAAAAUGCAGCUGGUAGAAUUUCAAUGGAAGCAUAAUUCAUGUAAAAUAUAUUUUAGUUGAUAUUUUGUAAAAUGCACUUUUUGUGUGUGUCGACCCUGUUUUCUCAGAUCUGUAUUUCAGUGUUUACAAGGGAGGGAGGACCUUUCCUCACCUCCCUUUUGACAGAGAUUAGAAGUACUUCUUUAAGAAAAAAAUAAAUUUGAAAAAUUGUAUUGAUUUAGAAAAGGAU